Blumeria graminis f. sp. triticale is the source of this 1605-nucleotide messenger RNA. The record is from the annotation of a GenBank genome assembly. Lineage: Eukaryota; Fungi; Ascomycota; Leotiomycetes; Helotiales; Erysiphaceae.
AUGGAAACCUCUCGGGAGUCUACAAUAAAGAAAGUGGACAUAGCAUCACCCGCACAAGCUAAAGUCGAGAUACCUAAACGAAAUGACCUGGCCAAAAAGCCAGAGCAAAUCAAGUCAGAAGCCAAAGAACCCCUCGCCCCUCCGCGACCAGGCCAGCCACCUAAUCAGUCGAGUGAUUACUUUUCAGGAACUCAUGGCCAUCUGGCUUCAGAAGCUAACCCAUUCGACUUUUCAUUUGCUGGCGGAAGUAGUAACAACUCGAAUUGCGGAGCUAUACAGACCCCGGGUGGAACCCGACUUCCACCCGUCUCCAAUUUGACCUCACCCGCUGGAAUGCUGGGUCCAGGAAUUACGGGAGCAUACUGGGGUCCGAAUUCGUUACGGUCCGGGCCCGUGAGCCCUGCUAUGAUUGGUGGACCUCAAAAGUCAAAUGAGGACUACUUUGCGGACGGACACCAUAUCCGAGAUUUGCGCGGUGGGUUCAUCACAGCAAACGAAUCGGCUUUAAGGUCAGGCUUUACUCCCGGAGCUGACUCGCAUGUCCGCGCGGGUCUCACGCCGGGUGGCAGUGGAUCUAUGUUUCCCGAACCAAUCCCGAAUUCAUCAUCGAUAUUUAAUCCGAUAACUAGUGGGACUGCUACGCCCUCAACUCUUGAGUUUCAUCGGGUUGCGAUGAAUGCCCAAAAGAGGAGUCAGAUACAGCAGCAAAAUGAUAUAACACCACAGUCUUCAGAGCACUUGAGCUCUAUGGAAGUGAAAUCUGUUGCCCCUGGGCAGUUUGAUGACGCAAACGCGGCUGCCAGUGGCCUUUUUUUGUUAGCACAAUCGCGAGAUGGGCAACAGCUUCCAGGACAAUACCAAAUGGCUACUUCCCAGAUACCGAUCCACGUACAGGUACCUCCUGUAAACAAGGAGAGGGCUGACUGUAGCAAGCCUUUGGACAAUACAUCCAAUUCUCAACACCAAAAACGGGCCUCUAUUAGUACUGCUUCUAGGGGUGACGAUAGUGCAUCAGAAAAUGAGAGCAAUAAAAUGAAAGCGCGGGACAAAAAUAAAAGAAACCCACUUACAACCAAUGGUCGACGAAAGGCUUCUGAGUCAUCUACCAAGAGCCAUCCUAUCAAGAAAUCGAAAGGCAAUAAUGGAAAUUCACACAGCGUGGAAGAACCUAUGUCUGAAGAUGAAACCGGGAACCACAGCGAACUGGGCGCUGACGGUAAAAAAAUGACCGACGAGGAAAAGAGAAAAAAUUUCCUUGAACGAAAUCGGAUUGCAGCCUUAAAAUGUAGACAGCGCAAAAAACAGUGGUUGAAUAGCCUCCAAGCUAAGGUUGAGGUCUAUGCAUCUGAAAAUGAGGGUCUAAACGCACAAAUUCAAGCUCUGCGAGAUGAGAUUGUACAUAUCAAAACGCUUUUACUAGCCCAUAAAGAGUGUCCCGUCUCAGUGGCCCAAGGGAUUAGUGGCAUGAAUAUGCACCAGCUCAUAAAUGAAGGAGGUUUCACAGCGCCAAUGAACCCAUAUAGUAUUGGCGCUCCAUUGAGUCAUCAACAACAACAGCCGUCAGUCAUUAACGGACAAUCAAUGCCACAACGGCGUUUUUCAUAA